GUGUGAGCGGUGUAUCUGUGUGUAAUUAGUGUUUUGUAUGUGCUAUUAGUCAUCACGUGUUCUUAGGAUUAAAGUCCUGACAUAUCGCUACUUUCUGUUGCAGUCCUUUACUGCUUGUGUUUUGGUACCGAUUCAUAGUUCACAUAAUUACAUAACAAGACAUUUCAAGUGAGUUUUUUAUGACCAGAAACUUAUGGAAAUCGGAAUAUAGGUUGUUUGUUAUCUGAAGAUUGUCCCUGAUAUAUCAGGUCAGCAAUAUAUCAAGAGCAACAUCCGUUGUAUUAUCAGUAGAACGCAUUCGAGUGGAAUUCAAACAGGAACAAUUGCACUUGAACUUCAAACACUGACACUGAAUGAUCCUAUCUAAAAUUAUCAAAUUAUAUUUCCAAGUUGGUAUUUGGCUGACAACAUAUUUUCAGACAGGGUUAGCGGACACUUUUGUCAGGAAGCAGCGUCGAGUAUCAUAUAAUGGUUUGAACACAACAACUAUUCAUUUUUAUCCUAAGUUUUAUCGUUAUAAGGAAUGCCUUACUGAUGCCAUAAUCACUCUUGUGUUCCGUGUGAGUCUACAGAACAAUGGCGAGCGCUACAGGACGUAUUGACAAUUGGGAAGAUAUUCUGGUACUUGCCGUGUACUUUGUGGUCGUGUUAGUAAUUGGAUUAUGGUCUAUGAGGCGGUCCGAUCGCGGCAAUGUUAAGAGUUACUUCCUUGCCGGACGUUCGAUGCCAUGGGUAGCGGUUGGCGCUUCCUUAUUUUCUAGUAACAUCGGAAGUGAGCAUUUUGUCGGUCUCGCGGGAUCUGGUGCCUCAAGCGGGAUUGCGAAUAUUAUGUUUGAAUGGCUGCCGGCAAUACUCAUUUUGGCACUUGGUUGGUAUUUCAUCCCUGUCUACAUUUCUUCAGGGGUAUAUACUCUGCCAGAGUAUAUGGAGAGGCGCCUUGGGGGAAACAAAAUCCGGAUAUAUCUCUCUUGCCUUUCUCUUCUACUCUCCAUCGUCAUCAAACUGGCGGUAAGUAUGUUCGCUGGUUCUCUGUUCUUACAAAUGGCUACCGGAUGGAACAUGUAUGUGUCUGUCAUCAUCCUUCUGGCUGUCACAGGUUUCUACACCACAUUAGGGGGUCUAACCGCUGUAAUGUAUACAGAUACGUUCCAGACAGUUGUGAUGACCAUUGGAGCUUGUGUGUUGAUGGGUGUUGGGAUGAACGAAGUUGGUAAUAUUGAAAAUCUGAUGAAGAGAUACAUGAAUUCGUCAGCAACCAUUCAGAUUAUUAAUUCAACCUGCGGUCUCCCAAGGAAAGAUGCAUUUCACGUGUUUCUAGAUCCCACUGGAAACAACCAACCGUGGCCAGGGCUUGUCAUAGUUGCCUCUCUUGGAUGUGUUGCCUACUGGUGUUGUGACCAGAUCAUUGUGCAGCGAUCACUCGCGGCAAAAAAUAUUGAACACGCUAAAGGGGGAUCAGUAAUGGCGGCUUCUUUGAAAAUCCUUCCACUGUUCCUAAUGAUAUUUCCUGGGAUGAUCAGUAGAGUUUUAUUUCCAGACGAGGUAGCCUGCGCUGACCCUGACGAGUGUAUGAGGAUAUGCGAAAACCCCGUCGGUUGUUCUAACAUAGCCUACCCUAAGAUGGUCCUGGAACUUCUUCCGAAAGGACUUAGAGGUUUCCUGAUGGCUGUGAUUUUGUCCGCCAUCAUGAGUUCCCUGACAUCAAUCUUUAACAGCUCAAGUACUUUGUUUACCAUGGAUCUUUGGAGACGGUUCCGACCACGAUCUACCCAGAGGGAACUACUCAUUGUCGGCAGAAUCGUAAUUUUAUUCAUGUGCGCUAUAAGCAUCAUCUGGCUGCCGUUAAUCAAGGGAUCGCAAGGGGGACAACUUUUCAAUUAUAUAAAUAUGGUACAAGCUAACCUAAUGGCACCUGUUGGUCCUGCGUUUAUGAUGGCCAUUCUGUGGAAACGAACAACUGAGUUGGGUAUUGUCGGCGGAUUGGUAAUAUCCCAUGUUUGCGGCGUUAUACGGCUUGUACUUGAGUUUGUGUAUCCAGCGCCACCUUGUGGUGAACCUGAAACGAGGCCGGCUAUCCUCUAUAAAGUGCAUUUCCUGUAUUUCGGAACCUUUCUGGUAUUAUUGACUCCUUUGACAGUUGCCAUUAUCAGCAUGUUGACGCCAGGGAAGAGUGAAGAAGAGUUAGAUGGCCUGACAUGGUGGACGCGCAUUAAGGCGAAUGUUAAGCUGGCGGAAGAGGACAACGACGGCAAUGGGAACGAGUUAUGUUCUAAUGUUGAAGAUGACAUGCCACAAAAGAUUAAAAAUAGGACACCUGGUAUACCGGAAAACCAAUUCCUGAAUAGCAAUGCAGGCACUGACAGCUUGGGAGAAGAGGUUCCUUCCGAGAUCGAAAGCAAGGGAAUGACACCGACAGGGAACGUCAUGCUGUUUUUGUGCGGAAAGACCGAGACAGGAAGAGAGAUAAUCGUGAUGACAUUGAGCCAGAAACAAAAAUUCAUGAGAGAGCGUCCAAAAUGCCGAUGGAUGUUAAACACUAGUGCCUUUCUUGUUAUGGGAACGAUACUGUUUUUGUUAGGUUAUUUUGCAUAACAAUUGCUUGUAUAAUUAUAUCGGUGCUGGGCGGUGUAUCUGGUGAGUCAAAUGCGGCUAUAUUGUUUCACGUUUUAGAGUAGUUUAUUUUGGUUUUGACAGUAAGGUAUUGGAUUUUUACCAACUAGAUGUACUUUAUAUCUUUCACACUUAUCUACCUGUGUUGUAAUUGUGGCCUUUUGUACAAGAGUUAUGGUUCUUUGAACAUUGGCCUGCUAUACAGUGAUAGACUUGUAGUAGUUAAGUUUCUCAUACAUCUGACUUUAGAGUGAUGUCCCUUGUUUUGAUAGCUCUUCCAUUCAAAACAUGUGCAGGAACACAACAAGUUUUCACAUUUUCUCUGUCAAACUCACCUUUUCGACAUUACUGCCAACCAUCGAGUAAGUGUAAAUCAAUAUUAGUUUUCUUUCAAUUCUAAAUGUAUGAAGUUCUGACAAUUUGUAGUUUAGUUGAUAAUAGAUGUUUUAGUCGGUAAUGCUCAAAAUACGAAAACACGUGUUCUGGACUUUCACAUUUAUUGAAGCUAUUUGAAUCGAACUACUUUCGGUAUUAUCUAGUCAUGAUUCUUGUAAUAUUUCUACGCAAUUGUUAAUCAGGUCGUUUUCUGGUUUAUAUAAUAUGACGUCCCGGUCACCUCUUCGGAGGUAUGCGCUUUGAAUAACCUUUUUCAAACAUCACACUACCGCAGUAUGAAUUUAUAUUGUUAACCAAUCAUAACAGUACUUUCUAUUCACUGAUACAGAUGAAGCGACGGUAAAAUAAGUGAUUUAUAUUUCAAACAUGUUAGCUAGGGUUUAAUUGUGUACAUGUUACUCAUCUAAGCAUGUAAACUCGACAACUCAUACGUGACGUAAGUCUGGUAGACCGCAUUAAGGUCAGGAGAAACAGUCGUGGACAUACAUUGUUACAGACAAUUUGAUUCGACAACAAUCAACAGUUUACACCAUUCCGCUAAUCCGACAUUAUUAUAUUAUAUACAGCAUUUGAUAUAGAAGUAUAUUUUACAGGGAAUGGUACAAUAAAGGAAUAAUUGUAAUUGAUGAUCUAAUCAGAGACAGAAAUACCAAUGCUUUUUACACAUUUCAAGAAUUCAAACAGAUUUAUGAUAUUAAUACAAACUUUUUGCGAUACCAGGGUCUAAUUACUGCCAUUAGAGAGUAUAUUAUACAACAAGAUAUGUCAAAUGUAGAGGUUAACUAUCCAUUUUUACCAAUUAAUAUAGAAAUGUUUUUGAAAAACAAAAAGGGGAUAAGAGAUUUUUAUAGCUUAUUUUGUAAAAAUGAUACUAUUUCAACAGGUAAAAAAAAAUGGGAUGAUAUAUUUCAAUUUGAUGAUGAAGUUUGGAAAAAAAUAUAUAUAAUGCCAUUUAGAAUUACGAAAAAUACCAAAUUACAGUGGUUCCAGUACAGAAUUAAUCAGCACAUUUUGACAACUAAUGCAUAUUUGUUUAAGGCAGGAAUAGUAGAUAGCCCUUACUGUGAACUGUGUAAACUAGAAAUAGAGACAAUAGAGCAUGUAUUAUGGGAAUGUGACAAAGUACAAAAUCUUUUACAAAAUUUUGAGUUCUUAUUAGAUGCAUUGAUUAUUCCAUUUGAUUAUAAUAAACAAACAUUUCUUUUUGGUUUUUAUAACUAUAACGGACUUAAUAAAAGU
This is a messenger RNA of Mizuhopecten yessoensis (Yesso scallop), 4245 nucleotides long. Its product is annotated as sodium/glucose cotransporter 5-like. Bases 577 to 2592 code for a protein of 671 amino acids. NCBI's taxonomy places the organism in Eukaryota, Metazoa, Mollusca, Bivalvia, Pectinida, Pectinidae. The transcript is spliced from 16 exons. The record is from RefSeq and is a predicted model, not a curated record. Gene Ontology annotation, molecular function: D-glucose:sodium symporter activity. Gene Ontology annotation, biological process: transmembrane transport. Gene Ontology annotation, cellular component: plasma membrane.